Ostrea edulis (European flat oyster) is the source of this 1142-nucleotide messenger RNA. RefSeq names its product protein stum homolog. Bases 375 to 812 code for a protein of 145 amino acids. The record is from RefSeq and is a predicted model, not a curated record. The transcript has 3 exons. Lineage: Eukaryota; Metazoa; Mollusca; Bivalvia; Ostreida; Ostreidae.
UGUAAAUUGCAUACACCAAUCUGUCGAAUCCGCAACGGCUAUUACGACAGAGUAGCCGCACUAACAUAUCUUCUCUCGUUGCUGAUGCGCUGAGCGCGACUCAUCCAAUGAUUGAUAAAUAUAUCACAGACCCUCAAGAAAGAGCUACCUCGUCCCUGGCUGCCAAGUUUUCCAGAGAAUUUUACGUGCUUUAAAACCCGCAAUAUUAUUAUUUCAACUGAGAAUUUACCGAACUCCAAAUAAUAAUGAGUGGGAUUUGGGUGAAACACAACAUGCUAUGAAAACCGGCCGUGGAAAAUAGUGCUUUGUGAUUUGAGAGUGGAGAAAAAUAGAUUCUUUUUUGUGUGAGUAUUUUGCAAAAAUAUAUUUCAACAAUGAGCGAGUCGAAAAACGGAGAGAAAAAGAAGGUGAAGAUAAAUGAUGACAGAGGAAAUAUUGUGGAAGUCAGUGAAAAACAUGGACCUCUUUUUAAUGCGAUACCCAAAAUGCAUUUAUGUGGUGCUGUCAUCCUUUGCCUUGUAAAUAUCGCAGUUCCAGGCUUUGGAACCCUUAUUUCAGCGUUCACGGUGUUCUGUGGAUGCCCCACGAAGAUUGAGAAAAGAAUGAACGCUUUCCUUCUCAACAUCUUAGCAGCCUUUCUACAAAUGGUGACAUUCAUUAUCAUUGUGGGCUGGAUUUGGAGCAUUCUCUGGGGCAUGAAUUUUGUACAGCUAGCCAUUUCUAAAGGUGAAGAAGACGAAGCAGAAUUUCACAAUCUUGCUGGACCUUACUACGUACGACGUCAGAGCAGUGUCGACGUAGCUCUAACUUAGCCCAACUGGUCGCUGUCCAUAUUGGCUUAUUGACAGCUAUUGCUUGACAUACUUCGGUUAUAAUAAAAGCUGGAACACAUUCCGAUUUCGGAAAUGGGGAUUCAGUUUAAGGGGAAAGUUAUGUGUUCGUCUAACGCAUAUGCAUGAAAAGCCAGACAAUUUGAUGUACGUAACGUGUCAUUUUUGAAAUGGUGCUUCAGUUUUGCUUUUUGUAUAAUUCUUAGCUUGUCUUGUUGACAUUAUUUUAUGUAAUUUUUAUUAAGAUUUAUGUAUAAAAUCUUAUCUCAUUUUUUGCAGGGAAAUAUCAAAUAAAACAUGUUUGUAAAUAUA